CACUUGCAGCAUAUAAACCUUUGACAGGCUCACAGGAGUAGCAGAGUGACUUAUUCAACAUGGUGUCUGUCUGGGGUUCCUCAGGAGCUUUGCUUCUUGUCAUGCUGAUUGGAGCCAGUCACGGCUACCCUGCAAAGAAAGCACCGUCUACAGAUUCUGGCUUGUGGGCAGCCUCAAAUCCAGUUAAUCUUCAAAGCGCUUCAUAUGAAGAGCCUAGAUAUGUUCAGAGAGAACCAGCAGCUGCUUCUAGCCCUAGCCGUUUUCCUGCACCUGUGUUUACUGGACCUGGCCUCUUGACACAGCCUGCCCCAACCCAGGAGGUCACCUGGGCCAUUUCGCCUAGCCUUUCUGGGGAGGCGCCAUCUACUGGUUCUCAGGCCUUUGCUUCAGGUGCCCCUGUAGGCCCAGAAUAUCAGUCGGGUGAAUUGGCCCACGUGGAAGAGAUCUUGGAGCAUGGCCACUAUGAGUCUGAAACGGAGGAAGAAGGUUUUCCUUCCCAGCAGGCUAGUUCUGAAGCUGAGGAGCCCUCGGCCUCGUUUGAUGUGCCAUUAACCUACAGCACAGAAUGGGGUUCAUAUCCCUACUAUGACUACAUGUUCCUCCUUGGCCAGUAUCCUCCAGGCACGGUCACUCACUUCAGCAGCAGCUUAGAGCAGGGACGGGAUAACUGGCAUGACAUUCACUACAUAAGGUACUUCUAUCCUGCUGGCCCUGGCCUUCAGCAAGUUCAGACCUUCCCUGCCCAGGGUGUGAAACCCGUACCUCAAAGCUCUCGCUCUUAAAGAUCCACUCUUGACGUCUGCCAAAACCUUCUGCAAGCUUCAUGUGUUAUGGCUCGAAUAUCAACUGCUGUAUUAAGACGAAUAAAAAAAAAAAAUCCA
This is a messenger RNA of Mugil cephalus (flathead mullet), 881 nucleotides long. RefSeq lists its product as uncharacterized. The record is from RefSeq and is a predicted model, not a curated record. NCBI's taxonomy places the organism in Eukaryota, Metazoa, Chordata, Actinopteri, Mugiliformes, Mugilidae. The coding region runs from base 60 to 782 and encodes 240 amino acids. The transcript has 4 exons.